Molecule: messenger RNA, 1635 nt
Organism: Kluyveromyces marxianus DMKU3-1042
Lineage: Eukaryota; Fungi; Ascomycota; Saccharomycetes; Saccharomycetales; Saccharomycetaceae
Gene: ERC1
Product: Erc1p
Exons: 1
Coding region: 1-1635 (544 amino acids)
Biological process (GO): xenobiotic detoxification by transmembrane export across the plasma membrane
Cellular component (GO): membrane
Molecular function (GO): antiporter activity; xenobiotic transmembrane transporter activity
Source: RefSeq, a predicted model, not a curated record
AUGGAUUCUGAGAGUAGCAGUCUAAUAGGUUCGCGAAAUAAGCCUAGGUAUGAUACUUUUGAAAACUCUGGUGGUUACCAAAGUGAUGGUGAGUCAGCUUCAUCUGGUGAUGCGGUUAUUAAUCGGUUUAGGCUUAUGAGCCCUGAUGUAGAUCCCGAUAACAUAUUAGAAGAAGAUUUCAUGGAUGAUUUAACCAUACCUACGUCCUUUAGCACUGAGAUGAGGUAUGUAUUGAACAAUUCGGUUUUGAUUACUUUAACCUUUUUGCUGGAAUACUCUCUUACUAUUGUUUCGCUCUUCGUUGUUGGGCACGUUUGCACUGCAAGUGAUGCGCUAGCAGCUGCAUCACUUGCGGUAAUGACGUAUAACAUUACAGGUCUAGCAUUUGUUGAAGGUAUGGCAACAUCACUAGAUACAUUUUGUUCACAAGCAUAUGGUGCCAAAAAAUACUCCAAGGUUGGUCUAUAUGCAUUCCGCUGUGCGGCUAUGAUUGCUACUGGUAUCAUACCAGUUGUAGCAUCAUGGUGGUGUAGUGCCUCGUGGUUAGGAUACAUCAUUGCAGAAGGUGAUAUUCUAGCAGAUAUUCAACUCUUUUUGAGGGUGUUAUCCUUUGGGAUUCCUGGACUUAUUCUCUUCGAAACAGGUAAGAGGUUUUUACAAGCUCAAGGACAUUUCCAAGCAGGUACGUAUGCUCUUUUAUUGACGUUCCCGAUCAACUUCGUCCUGGUAUACUCAUUCACUAAGUGUUUUGGGUUCGCCGGUGCACCUCUUGGGAUUGCUAUCUCCCAAUGGGUAAUGUCGUUGAUGCUUUUCGUAUAUGCCAAGUUCUGGAAGCCAGAUACUCUGAAAUGUUGGUAUCCUAUUUUCACAUCAAGGUUUCACUUUAAACGCUUAUUUUCCUCUUGGAUGCCUAUGUUCAAUUUAGCGUUCCCAGGACUUUUAAUGAUUGAGGCAGAAUAUCUUUCGUUUGAGGUAUUGACGAUCAUGUCAACUUAUCUUGGUAUCCAAUCUAUCGCAGCUCAGUCAGUUAUCUCCAACGUUGGAUCUCUAGUAUACCAGAUUCCUUUUGCUAUGGGCUGCGUUGUUUCUACAAGAGUAGCCAAUUAUAUUGGAACUGCAUCAGUAGAUAAUGCUAGGCUCAGCAUUAAGACAUCUUACGUUAUUGCAUUAUUUAUUGGGUUACUAAAUUGUAGCAUAAUUUUAAUCGGUAACACAAGGCUAGCUCAUAUGUUUACUAACGACAAAGAGGUCAUUGGUCUUUGUAAAAACGUGAUGCCAAUAUUGGCUUUCAAUCAAUUGUAUGACGCUUUUACGACCUUCAGUGCAGCAAUGCUUCGCGGACAAGGUCGCCAACGUAUUGGUAGCAUAUUAAAUAUCGUUGCAUAUUAUAUCAUUGCUUUACCAUUAAGUGCUUGGCUAACAUUUGGAAGACUUCAAUUGGGUUUACCAGGCUUAUGGUAUGGUUGUGGUGUCGGAAUUUUGUUGUUAGCGUUCGCUUUGGGGUAUUGUAUUUGGUCUUCUGAUUGGGAUGAAAUAGUAGAAGAAUGCAUUAGAAGAGAGAAAGAAGAUAAUGAGAUAGAUUUAGAGAGUAUGGUAAGCAAUAUGAGUGGUAAUAUGAUUGCCGAUUAUGCCUGA